GAUUAAAAUCGCUCCUGUUCCAGAUUUCCCCAUUUUCCCUCUCUCUCCUAUUCGACUCUCUGAAAAACCUAACACUCAACCCAGCCAAAAUCCUCCCAAAUUUCACCAAAAUAACUCACCCAAACACAAACCCACACCAUUUUCGGUCCAUUUCUCUAAGAUUCGUGCAUGGUCAUACAAAAUGGUGAGGACUAAAAGAGUUGUAAAGAAAGCAAGGGGGCAGGCGGCAAGCAUGUCUGGAAGGCGUCGAAAGGCUGAGCAAAGUCUUGAGGACAGUGGUGAAAGCAUAGACACGAAGCAGGUAUUUCAACCCGAUCACCCUCGAAACUUUGUAUCUAGAAAUGCUAUAGAAGCCUAUAAUAAAUUAGGAAAUAGGAAAGUCAUUUAUGGUUUUAGAGUAGUUUUAGAUGAUAUAUGCAAAGGGGGGCUGCAUAUUAGAGAAAUGUUAGAUGCAAUGGGGUGGACUGAAUUAGUAAGUAGAAAGGUGAAGGUUUACCCGCAGUUGAUAAAGAUUUUUUAUGCAAAUUUGAGUGAUUCGGAGGAUGGAGGAUAUAGAACAACAGUCCUUAAGAAAACUUUUGAAUUUGAUGCUGAAACUAUAAAUGAUGUUUUGCAAUUGCGAAAUGAGGGAGCCAUCGAAUUGAAUGCAUUUACAGAGGAAUCAGCAAAGAAAUUUAUCAUGGGGGAUGAGUACAAUGAGGGACAAACAUUAACCAUUCACCACUUGAAUUUGGAGAAUCGGUUAAUGUUUUGGAUUUACAAUCAUAUAAUUUUGCCAAGGCAAGGUUCUUUUGGGAAAUUUAGUGGUCCGGAUUGUGUGUGGUUUGCAUAUAUUCUUGAUCAGAAGCGGAUCAAUUUAGGACACCAUAUUAUGAGACAAAUGAUGUAUUAUAGGGGUAGAUCGACACUCGCACUAGUGUAUGGCACUCUCAUCACAUUACUUAUGGAAAAUGCGGGUGUUGAUUUGCGUGGAAUGGAGUCCCGAGACCUACACAGUCACGAGCUUUUGAAUGAGAGUUCACUGAGCAAAAUGGGGUAUGUAUUCAGUGCAAGAACAAAUUCGUGGGAAAUGAAGCAGAAAAGGAGAAGAGGAGGACAAGAUGAUGAAGGUGAGGGGUUUGAUGAUGAAGAACAUGCCGAAGAAACUGAAGAAGCAGCAAAGCUCGAUGAUCACAUUCGCGACUGUCAGAUGGCAGCACCUAUAGGUCCUCGAGGGACAAGAGGAGAUCCGUCUACUGCUGGCACAUCCUCCGGAUAGCAACCCACUGAUCCCUUUUCAAAUCCGGAAGCAUAAAUCCUCCCGUUGCAGUUGUUGAUGGCUGUUAAAUUAUCAUUUUAAUGUUUGAACAAUCUUUUGAAAGUUUUCUUAAUGUAUUGACUUUAUAUUUUUGAAUAUGUACAUAUAAUGUUGACAUUAGAUGCAGUUUAAUUG
Molecule: messenger RNA, 1432 nt
Organism: Rubroshorea leprosula
Lineage: Eukaryota; Viridiplantae; Streptophyta; Magnoliopsida; Malvales; Dipterocarpaceae
Source: the annotation of a GenBank genome assembly